CCCCGAGCGCGACCCCGGAGCUCGCGGGCCAGGCCCGAGGGGCCGAGCGGCGGCGGGGCGGCGGCGCGGGGGCGGCAGGCUCCGGACCCGGCCCGUCUGCAUCGCGGCGGCGUGGCAGAGGCGCGCGGAACUGUGAGGGCCCCCGCGGGAGGAACGUUUUCCUGGGUCCACUGUUAACAAUCUGUACACUUUUCCAAGAGCAGCAGAAAAUGCAUGAAUCCCAGGGGCCAGUGUCAUUCCACGACGUGGCCGUGGACUUUACCCAGGAGGAGUGGCAGCAGCUGGACCCUGAGCAGAAGACAACCUACAGGGAUGUGAUGCUGGAGAACUACAGCCAUCUGGUCUCCGUGGGGUACGAUAGCACCAAACCAAAUGUGAUCGUCAAGUUGGAGCAGGGAGAAGAGCCGUGGAUAGCAGAAGGUGACCUCCCGUGUCAGAGUCCAGAAGAAGUCUGGAAAGUUGAUGACAUGACAAACAGAAUCCAAGAAACUGAGGAUGAACGUUCCAGGCAAGCUGUUUAUAUCAACAGCAAAACCCUGAUUGAAGAAAGAGAGAAUGCAUUUGAUAAAACUUGUAAUACAGAAACAAGCCUUGUUCCUUCAAGCAUAUCUCAUAAUUGUGUCUCAUGUGGAAAGAAUUUAGACUCUACUUCGGAAUUAAUUAUUAGUGAUGGAAGCUAUGCAAGAAAGAAACCUGAUGAGUGUACUGAAUGUGGGAAAACAUAUCAUGGAGAGAAACCCUAUGAAUUUGAUCAAAAUGGGGAAGGCUAUUCUCAAAAUGAAGAAAAUAUUCUUCAGAAAAUUAAUAUUUUGGAGAAACCGUUUGAAUAUAAUGAGUGCAUGGAAGCCUUAGACAAUGAAGCCGUUUUCAUUACUCAUAAGAGAGCUUAUAUGGGGGAGAAGCCCUAUGAGUGGAAUGAUUCUGGAUCAGAGUUCCUCCAGAUGUCAAAUUUUAAUGUGUACCAGAGAUCACAAAUGGAGCUGAAGCCCUUUGAAUGCAGAGAAUGUGGAAAAUCCUUCUGUAAAAAGUCAAAAUUCAUUAUACAUCAGAGGGCUCACACAGGAGAGAAACCUUAUGAAUGUAAUGUCUGUGGGAAAUCCUUUAGCCAAAAGGGAACCCUCACUGUACAUCGGAGAUCACACUUAGAGGAGAAGCCCUAUAAGUGUAACGAAUGUGGAAAAACUUUCUGUCAGAAGUUACAUCUCACUCAACAUCUGAGGACUCAUUCAGGAGAAAAACCCUAUGAAUGUAAUGAAUGUGGGAAAACCUUCUGUCAGAAGACACAUCUCACUCUACACCAGAGAAAUCAUUCGGGAGAGAGACCGUAUCCAUGUAAUGAAUGUGGAAAAUCCUUCUCCCGCAAGUCAGCCCUCAGUGACCAUCAGAGAACACAUACGGGAGAGAAACUUUAUAAAUGUAAUGAAUGUGGGAAAUCCUACUACCGAAAAUCUACCCUUAUUACACAUCAGAGAACCCACACAGGAGAGAAACCCUAUCAAUGUAGUGAGUGUGGAAAAUUUUUUUCUCGGGUAUCGUACCUCACUAUACAUUAUAGAAGUCAUUUAGAAGAGAAACCCUAUGAAUGUAAUGAAUGUGGCAAAACCUUCAAUUUAAAUUCAGCCUUCAUUAGACAUCGAAAAGUACACACAGAUGAGAAAUCCCAUGAAUGUAGUGAGUGUGGAAAGUUCUCUCAGUUCUCCUAUCUCGCUGACCAUCAUACUACUCCUUUAGGAGAGAAACCCUAUGAAUGUAAUGAAUGUGGGAAAACCUUCCUGGAAAAUUCAGCCUUCGAUGGGCACCAGUCACUUCCAAAAGGGGAGAAAUCCUAUGAAUGUAAUAUAUGUGGAAAGUUGUUCUCUGAGUUGUCAUAUUACACUAUACAUUAUAGAAGUCAUUCAGAAGAGAAGCCCUAUGGAUGUAACGAAUGUGGGAAAACCUUCUCCCAUAAUUCAUCCCUCUUUAGACAUCAGAGAGUACACACAGGAGAGAAACCCUAUGAGUGUUAUGAAUGUGGAAAGUUCUUUUCUCAGAAGUCAUAUCUCACUAUACAUCAUAGAAUUCAUUCAGGAGAGAAGCCCUAUGAAUGUAGUAAAUGUGGAAAAGUCUUCUCUCGGAUGUCAAACCUCACUGUACACUACAGAAGCCAUUCAGGAGAGAAACCCUAUGAAUGUAACGAAUGUGGGAAAGUCUUUUCUCAGAAGUCAUACCUCACUGUACAUUACAGAACUCAUUCUGGUGAGAAGCCCUAUGAAUGUAAUGAAUGUGGGAAAAAAUUCCACCACAGAUCAGCCUUCAAUAGCCAUCAGAGAAUCCAUAGGAGAGGAAAUAUAAAUGUGCUUGAUGUGGAAAAUCUCCUGUGAAGUCAAAUCUCAUUUUAGAAAACCCUCUGAAUGUAAUUAUUUGGUGUCAGAUAUCAUGGUCUGAGUUUAUGUUUCUGAAUGGGGGAAAGCACUUAGGCAUUAGAUUCAUUUUAAUCUGAAUUUUCACACAGAGGAAUCCCUCAGAAUACAACAAGAAGCAAAGCCAGACCCUACAACUCAUUGGAUACUAGAUUAUACAGGAGUGAAACUUUAUGAAUAUUUAAUAUUUAUUUUGGAUUCAAGUUUUAUUUACAUAUCAGGGAAUCUUACCAUGGCGAAAUCUGUUACAGUAAUAAAUGUGGGAAAAUAUAUUAUCUUGGAAAUGUUAUACUAAAAGCCAUAUUUCUGAUGUAAAAUCAUGUGUUUAUAAGAACGAUAUCAGAAGCUAUCAGUUCUGAAUAAACCUUCAUUGUAUAAAGUGAAGUUUUCAAAUCAUCAGGACGUGAUGAGGUCAGUAGCAUUAAAUACCCAUAUGGAAUUUUCCUCAUGUUUUAAAAAUGCAACCUAACAAUAAUUCUAUGCAGUUCUAUGUAAAUUGGGAUUUGAAUAAUUUGUGAAAAGGCAGUAUUUUUAUUUGAGUAUUAAGAUGGCAAAAAGUACUAACCCAGGUUAUAAUGUUGGUGAAAUAUUUGACAAGUACAAAGUGAAAUACUUAAUUUUCUAUUCUUUAGAGGCAUUUACAAAUGGGCUAGUAAAUGCCUCAUCAAUAGAAAAACCAGUGAUUUUUGUAUUUUCCAUCUACAUUUGAGCAAAAAAGAUUUUGAAAUAUGCUAUUUUUAUAAGCUAUGCAUAAUUUGGAGUUGUUCGUUUCAAUGAAAAAGAAUAACUGUACUAUUAAUACUCUAUAAAAUAUGCCCAGCUCUGAUACCACUUUUGUUUUUAACCCACAAGUUUGAGUGUGCAGUGUGCUAAUAUUAUGUAAUUCAGAAGUUUUAUCUGUACUUUUAUUUGAUAUUAGUACAGUGUUAUUAUUUUGUGCACUGCUCCUUAUUCCCAAUAUUUUGGAACAUAUUAAUACACAUUUCUAGCAGACAUUUUUGGUUAACUCAAUGUCCUUUCUUCCCUCUCCUUGAUGAAAGAGUUUGGAUGUUUGUCAUUUCUUCACAUGACUCAGAGGGUAAAUCCUGACUAGUCUAAACCAGGGGUGUCCAAACUUUUUUCAGCGUUUUUCACCAAGGGCCAUAUGUGGUAAAAUACACAAACAGCCGGGCCACUCACUCGAGGUGAAGUACGUAUUGCCUCACCUGGCUUAUUUAAGUAAACUAAAUAUAUUUUUGGAAUUUGCUGUGGGCCAAUAAAAACUGGAUUGCAGGCUGCAGUUGGCCCGUGGGCAGCAGUUUGGACUCCCCUGGUCUAAACCAAUCAUGAUAAUUCCAUUCUGAUUGCCAGUAACUGUCUUCUAGUGAUCAUACGACCCAAUUCUGGGCAAACAAAAGUGAUGAACUGUGUCUUACUCCAGGAACGUGAGGGUGUUUUAAUAAUAAAUCACUAACACAUCACAUAAAGCAAAGUAGCCUAGUAGGCAGGCAAUUAAUAUGGUAAAAUCACCAUCCAUUUAUGUUCUUAGCAAACUGGAUAGAAAGGAACUUCUUUAGUUGGGUAAAGAGUAUCUUAAACUACAAUCAACAGCAUACCUAAUGAUGAAAUAUUGAAAGUUUUCUCCCAAGGUAAAAAAAAUAGACCAGGAUAUUUACUAUCACUAAUCAGUAUCGUGUAGGAGGACCUAGCCAGGAAAGUAAGGGGAAAAAAUAAGCAAAAGGCAUAAGGAUCAGAAAGAAGUAAAACUUUUAUUUGCAGAUGAUGUGAUUUUGUACAUAGAAAAUUCUGAGGAAUAUCCAGAUAAUUAGAAUUAUUAAAAUUAAUGAGUAAAUUUGCAAGUUCCCUGCAAACAUGUUCAUUAUGAAUAAUUUUUUUAAAUAUACCAUCAAUGAUCAUAAAAAAUUAAAGUUUUAAAAGCAAUACCACUUACAGUAGCAUUAAAAAAUCCUCAAGUGCCUAGGGGAACAAUUAUCUAACCAUAUUUUCAAUAACUGUGUCCAGAAAAAACAAUUACAAAACUGGGAGGGACAUACCUAGUUCAUGGAUUCCAGGACAAUCUUAAAAAGAUGUCAGUUUUUCCCAAAUUAAUUCAUAUAUUCAAUGCAAAAUUAAAGUCCUGGCAGUUCUUUAAAAUUUAGCUAAUUCUGAAAUUUAUGUGAAAAUUGAAAAGACCAAUAAUAGCAAGGCUAUCUUCUAGAAUAGAUAGCAAGAUGACUUAAUAUUGGCAGAUAUCAAGACCUGUUAUAAAGCCAUAGAAGUUAUGAUGGUGUAGUAUUGACACAAAUUGACCAGUAGAACAGAAUAUAGAUUCCAAAACACCCAUACAGAAUACCAUCAGUUGACUUUUUUGUGAAGAUGAUAAUGCAGUGUGAUGGGGGAAACGAUGUUCUUUCCAAGAAAUACUGUCAAUUUUAGUUCAUAAUUUAGUAGAACAUUGGAAAAACAACUGAGAUGAAUUGCAGAUCUAAAUAUGAAAUGUAAAGUAAUAAAACUAUAAGAAGGAAACUUAGGAGACUGUAACUUUAUACUAAACAAUUUUUUUUUAAGAUUCAAAAAGCCCUAAAUCAUAAAAUAAAACAUGUUAAUUUGGAUAUAUUAGGUUUUAAAACUUCUUUUUAUCAAAAAGACCCAUUAAGAAAUCAAAUAGGCAAACCACAGAGGGGGAGGAGGUAUUUCAUGUAUGACUGCACACAUGAGUUUAGAGGGGCUGGUAAGUGUUUCUGGUAAGGGGGCCAGGUAGUAUUUUGGACUUUGCAGGCUAGAGAGUCUCUGUCACAGCUCCUCACCUUUGCUACUGUAAUGGUGAAAGCCAUAUACAAAAACAGGUGAAUGUGGCUGUGUCCUAAUAACACUAUUCACAAGCACAGGUGGCAGUCUGGAUUCGGCCUGCAGGCUUUAAUUGGUGACCCCUGAUGUAAAAUAUAAAAGGACACCUACAAAUCAAAAUCACAGAAAAUUGGCAAAAGACUUGAACAUCUACUUCAGAAAAGAGGGUAUCCAGAUGGCCAGCAAAUGUGAAAAGGUAUGUUAAUUUUAUUAGUACUCAGGAAAAUGCAAACAUUUAAAAUACCAUGUGGUACUUCUACCGGUCCACUGAAAUGGUUAGAAUUAUUUUUGAAAAGCAUGAAAAAGCAUCCAGUUUUGUCAAGUUUAAACAACAGGAAGUCUACACUGCUGCUGAUGGUGCCAAUUGAUAUAACCAUUUUGGAAAGCUAGUAUUUACAGUUGAACAUGUGGAUACCCUUUUAACCCAAACCUAGCAGAAAUGCUCAUGUCUACCAAGCUUAUUUAUGAUCACCAAAGGACAUGCGUUAGAAUAUUCAUGGUGUAAAACUGCAGAAACCAUAUGCAGUCGAGUGAAUGAACUUAAGUGGUAUGUUUCCACUAUAGAAUGCUGUAAAGCAAAGAGAAUGAACGAAUUACAACUCAGUUUCACAGUGUCGAAUGAAGGAGUCCAGACACAAAAACAUCUUGUGUGAUUCCAUCUAUAGAAAGUGUAACGACAGGCAAAAUAGCUACAAAUCAAAAACAGAAAAUGGGCAAAAGACUUGGACACCUACUUCACAAAAGACGGUAUUCAGAUGGCCAGCAAACAUGAAAAGGCAUGUUAAUUUUAUUAAAAGUCAGGAUAGCAGUUAGCUUGGCAAAGACUGAAAAGGGUGUUUAACUGGUGCUGAUAAUACUCUUUCUAAACCUGGGUGCUGAAUAUCUUGAGUGUUCUGUGCACUUAAGAUGUGUUUGUUUUCUGCAUGUAUAUUAUACUUGCAUAAAAAGUUUUAAAAUCACGUGUCUACCAUUUCUGUUGCUCAGCACUCUUUUGCCAUAUUUUUCUAGAUGUGUAUAAAUAUGCUGUGUAACAGGAAUUAAAUGGUAGAUUUUGCAUAAUUCUGUGCAGGAAAUACUCUAUAGUAGUUUUAAUGGCAACUACUAAGAUUUCCUACACUGUGACCUUAAAACUUAAUAUAAUGUAUAUUUUAAGUAAAAUGUUUGAAAGGUGGUGGGGCCAUUACAUAUUUUGUCAUCCUACCCUUUUGCAUAUCUAAAUGGGUCUGAACUGCCUCUUCAAUAAAGAACUAAUGUGUGUAAACAUUUCA
Rhinolophus ferrumequinum (greater horseshoe bat) is the source of this 6493-nucleotide messenger RNA. RefSeq names its product RB associated KRAB zinc finger (gene RBAK). Gene Ontology annotation, molecular function: DNA-binding transcription factor activity, RNA polymerase II-specific; RNA polymerase II cis-regulatory region sequence-specific DNA binding. The record is from RefSeq and is a predicted model, not a curated record. Gene Ontology annotation, biological process: regulation of transcription by RNA polymerase II. NCBI's taxonomy places the organism in Eukaryota, Metazoa, Chordata, Mammalia, Chiroptera, Rhinolophidae. The coding region runs from base 210 to 2360 and encodes 716 amino acids. The transcript is spliced from 5 exons.